Centropristis striata (black sea bass) is the source of this 2099-nucleotide messenger RNA. RefSeq names its product neoverrucotoxin subunit beta-like. NCBI's taxonomy places the organism in Eukaryota, Metazoa, Chordata, Actinopteri, Perciformes, Serranidae. The record is from RefSeq and is a predicted model, not a curated record. Bases 78 to 2099 code for a protein of 673 amino acids. The transcript is spliced from 4 exons.
CGACCUCACUGGAAGCCUUGUUGGAAGUAAGAAGACUCUCACUCAGCUGAUCUACACGACUUCACCAGGUUGGAGAAAUGGCCUUGGAUACCAUGGUAACUGCAGCCCUCGGUCGACCUUUCACCCUGGGGAUGCUCUAUGAUGCUCGGAAAGACCAACUGGUUCCAGGUUUCUCAUUGUGGAAUGAGAAAACUGUAGAAGAGAACACAGUGAAAAGGUCUCAGCACAGCAGUGAGUUUAACAUUUCUGCAUCUGACAACACUGACUCCAAGUCCACUCUGCUGGAUGUUGAUGCUUCCCUGAAGGCCAGCUUCAUGAGUGGACUGAUUGAAGUUGGAGGAUCUGCCAAGUAUCUGAAUGACCAGAAGAACUCCCACAAUCAGAGCAGAGUGACCUGUCAGUACAAAGCUACCACCAACUUCAAGCAGCUGUCAAUGAUCGACCUUGAUACCAAGCAACCCGAACAAUCAGACAUGAUUCACAAGGGCUUUGCAACACAUGUAGUCACAGGCAUCCUUUAUGGGGCCAAUGCUUUCUUUGUGUUUGACAGUGAGAAGCUAGACACCAGCAGCGUUCAGGACAUCCAGGGCAGCAUGCAAGCUGUGAUAAAGAAGAUCCCUUCAUUCAGUAUUGAAGGGAAGGUUGACAUCAAGCUGACUGAUGAAGAAAAAGCCCUGACUCAGAAAUUCUCCUGCAAAUUCCACGGAGACUUCCUUCUGGAAAGCAACCCUGCCUCAUUUGAAGCUGCAGUGAAGACCUACGUACAACUUCCGCAGCUAAUUGGAAAAAAUGGAGAGAAGGGUGUUCCUCUGAAGGUCUGGCUGAUGCCGCUGACAUAUUUAUACUCUGAAGCUGCUGAGCUGAAAAGAGAGAUCAGCAUUGAAUUAGUGAGCAUGGCGCAUGAUACUCUUGAAGAUAUAAGGCGCCUAGAAAUAAGAUGCAGCGAUUCUCUGGACGAGGUCAAGAAUUUUCCUCAGAUUCAAGAACAGCUGAGCACUUUCCAAAAGUUAUGUGCUUGUUAUGCAAUCACCCUCAAGCAGGCCCUGGCAAAGAAUCUUCCCUCCAUCCGUGAAGGGAAAGAAGAAGAGAUCUCUUCAACAGGAGAUCUCUUCACUGACAGAGACAAGUCACCAUUCAGCCAUGAGAAACUGAGCAGGUGGCUGGAUCACAAAGAGCGAGAAAUCAACGUCAUCAGAUCAUGUGUCGCUAUCAUGGAGGGAGCAAAGAUCGUCCUGAGUCAGUCAGAGCUGGACAGAGAGGUUCUUGAUCCAGGUAAAGACCAGGUUCUGUGCUUUGUCUUCACCUCCCUGAAGAAUACUGACCCCUUCCUGGAUGAGAUGGCCCACUACUUGGACCCAAGCAAAAAUUCAGGCACAACAACUGAAGACCAGUGGUACUACUCAACUGAAGUUGUCACCAAGAUGAGAAAGAAAGCCAGAUUUAUCCAAGAGUUUAUCAAAGAACAGGAUAAUCGUCAUUGCUUCAUAGCAGCCAUUGCAAAUAGGGCAUACAAAGGAGCAGUUAUCCAACAAUACACCGACGGCGAGUUGGUAAAUCCCGAUGUACAGGGCAAGCCAAGACCCUCUCGUUUACUCCGCCCAUCACUGACCCAAUCCAGCACUGAAAUCCUGGUCCACUCAUUCGUCACAUCACGCAUCGACUACUGCAAUGCCCUCCUCACUGGACUCCCCACCAAACUCAUCAACAGACUUCAGAACUCGGCCGCCCGGAUCAUCACCCGUACCAAAUCAGCUGACCACAUCACCCCUGUUCUCAUUCAACUCCACUGGCUCCCGGUACAAUACCGCAUCCAAUACAAGAAUCUCCUCCUCACCUACAGAGCUCUCCACAACCUAGCCCCCACUUACCUCUGCGACCUCCUUCAUGAAUACACUCCCUCCCGCUCCCUCCGCUCAUCCUCUGCUGGACUACUAAUCAUCCCCACAUCACGCCUCAGUACCAUGGGUGCCCGAUCCUUCAGCUGCUCAGCACCCAGGCUCUGGAGCUCCUUCCCCCCACACAUAAGACAGUCUGACACCAUCACAACCUUCAAGUCACAACUCAAAACUCACCUGUUCAAUCUGGCAUACACUCUGUAA